Dendronephthya gigantea is the source of this 909-nucleotide messenger RNA. Its product is annotated as heme-binding protein 2-like. Lineage: Eukaryota; Metazoa; Cnidaria; Anthozoa; Malacalcyonacea; Nephtheidae. The coding region runs from base 58 to 762 and encodes 234 amino acids. The record is from RefSeq and is a predicted model, not a curated record. The transcript has 3 exons.
UAUUCUUUAAGUUCAACGUGUUUUAAUUUCUCCAGAUUUAGCAUUAACCCGUGCACAAUGAAACAGUCCAUUCUAUUCGCGUUUCUUCUCGUCUUGGUUUUGGCGAAUGCGUAUCCCACCAACUCGGUAAACUCCUCUCGAUCUUCUUCGAAAUCGUGGUUCUGGAGCUUAUCAAAAGUGGUUACUAGUUUGGGGAAGAAACUGUGGUAUUGGGACGACAAAUGCCAUGACCUCGACUGCCCGAAAUAUGAGACAAAAAAGACCACCGAUGAUUAUGAAUUAAGAUGUUACCCAAAUUAUUCGUGGGUUGGGACAGUUUAUGAAGGUAAAGAGCUCACGAGCGAUGUGCGUAAAGAUAUGUUCAUGCGACUCUUCCAUUACAUCCAAGGAGAAAAUGUUGAAAAAGUUAAAAUAGAAAUGACCGUUCCUGUUGCGUCCAAAGUUGAAAGUAUGAGUGAUAAAACACGUUGGACAAUGCUCUUCUUUGUACCAUUCAAGUACCAAACAUCUCCACCCCAGCCUACCGAUCCACAAGUAGCCAUUGUUCGCUUGCCCAAGAUCUGCGUUUAUGUGAAGAGCUUCAAUUGGUACACUGAUACAAAGAGAGUAGAAAUGAAAGUUAAAGAGUUGGAAGAAGCCCUUAAAAAGGAUAAGAUCACAGACUAUGUUGAUCCUGACACAGCUUACAUAUAUGGUGGUUACGAUAACCCAUGGACACUUCCAUUUCUUCGUCACAACGAAGUCUGGAUUUUGCAAAAAUAAAGUGGUCAAAAACUGGAAACGAUUACCUGCGAUACGGAACAUAAACCUUUUGCAAAAGGACGUUUGAUUAAUAUAUUGUUUAUUAGAAUAUAUAAAUGUACGUAUGAUUUUAAAUAAAAACUCGCUAUGUUUGAAAACGUUGAGAAA